Messenger RNA from Chenopodium quinoa (quinoa), 2504 nucleotides. RefSeq names its product ureide permease 2-like. Gene Ontology annotation, molecular function: allantoin:proton symporter activity; uracil:monoatomic cation symporter activity. Gene Ontology annotation, cellular component: membrane. Bases 513 to 1829 code for a protein of 438 amino acids. The record is from RefSeq and is a predicted model, not a curated record. The transcript is spliced from 9 exons. Gene Ontology annotation, biological process: nitrogen compound transport. Lineage: Eukaryota; Viridiplantae; Streptophyta; Magnoliopsida; Caryophyllales; Amaranthaceae.
UUAUGUGUUCCAUCUCACUUGACUGUAAACUUUAAACGGUCCAAAAGUUUCGGCGAAACAUAUUCAACGAUCGAUAUUAUGCUAUGCCAUCCACUACUUUGACUCUAUAAUCUUCUUUAUAUACAUGAAUAUUAUUACAUUCCUUAAACUAUAGUGUAUCAUUAGUAUUUAUGUGAUGUGAUUUUUAUGGGUGUUACUACACAUUCAGCCAAAUCUUACCGUUUUUUCUCUGUUUGUACAAAUUCUAUCUCUCUUCCACUGGGUUUUUCGGUUCAGUGUUAUCAAGGGAUGUGCUUGCUGUUUUUGUGCCGUGUUCUUGUUAUUCAUGAAUCUUGAACCAUAAUUUCUUAGAGUAUAAUUCAGUGGGAUUCGUUUGUCACUGUCAAUUUCAUACGCAUCACAUUGAUCUUUUAGGGCUAUGUUUAACAUGUUCCUUGAUUUCAGAUAAAAUUCUCAUUAAUUAAGAAGAUUUAUCAGGAGAAUUAGUUGAGAUAAAAUAAAAAAUAAAAAACAUGUUUUUGGUAGAGAGCAAAGCAGCUGCAAUAGUGUGUAUGUUGGUGUCCCUUCUAUUUUUGGGAACAUGGCCAGCAAUUUUAACGCUUUUAGAAAGGAGGGGAAGGCUUCCUCAGCAUACUUAUCUUGAUUACUCCAUUACAAACUUUCUGGCAGCUGUUGCUAUUGCUCUCACAUUUGGCCAGAUUGGUGGUAGUACACCAAGUAUGCCCAAUUUCCUUACCCAGCUUACUCAGGAUACAUGGCCAUGUGUUCUGAUGGCUAUGCUUGGUGGAUUGUUCUUAAGCUUUGGUAAUGUUUCAAUACAAUAUGCCUGGGCAUUUGUUGGGCUGUCAGUCGCUCAAGUGGUCACAUCUAGCAUUGCUGUUGUAAUUGGCACAACAUUGAAUUACUUCUUGGACGACAAAAUAAACAAAGCAAGCCUUCUGUUCCCUGGGGUAGCAUGCUUUCUCACAGCUGUGUUGCUUGGGUCUUCUGUACACUCCUCUAAUGCUGCUGAUAAUGUGGCUAAGCUUCGAAGCUUCCAUGAUAACCUAAAAGAUUCGGAAAAAGUGCCCGAGAGUUUAGCUGAUGAAGCAGCACCGUCUGCAAAAGAUAUCAUGGAGAACGUGGAUGUUGAAAAUGUCUGUGCAGAGCAAGCUAAAAAGGCUGGAACAGCUGAUUUUAUUAUCGCUGUUGAAAACCAAAGAGCUAUUAAGGUGGUUGGCGAAAGCAAAUUGGUCGGCAUGAGCAUAACACUUUUUGCUGGCAUAUGUUUUGCUCUCUUCUCACCAGCAUUCAACCUCGCAACAAAUGAUCAAUGGCACUUUUUGAAGGGGGGGGUUCCUCAUUUGGUCAUCUAUACUGCAUUCUUUUACUUCUCACUGGCCUUUGUUGUGAUGGCGGUCUUUUUAAAUGUCAUCUUCUUGUACUAUCCUCUCUUAAACUUGCCUAAAUCAUCUAUUAAGCAAUACCUUAGAGAUGGAAAUGGGAGAGGAUGGGCUGUAGCGGCUGGGUUGUUGUGUGGCUUUGGGAAUGGUCUUCAGUUCAUUGGGGGCCAGGCUGCUGGCUAUGCAGCUGCCGAUGCAGUUCAGGCACUUCCAUUAGUGAGCACCUUCUGGGGCAUACUCUUCUUUGGCGAGUACAGGAGGUCAUCCAAAAGGACUUAUUUGCUACUUGUGAGCAUGCUUGUCAUGUUCAGCGUGGCUGUGGGAUUGCUUCUUGCCUCAGCUGGUCAACGAAAAACAACAGCUGGAGAAGGUGCAAAGAUCAAUCGUAUACAACACCAAAAUAGACAACCGGUGGAAAAAUACAACCAUGGCACUUUUGACUUCUAGAUGGCUACCGGUCUAGCUGUUCCUCUUGGUUCCAACUGCUGCUUGGUAGUUGUGUAAGCAUUUACAAAUAAGGGGGUUGCACUCUGAGUGUGUCAAGUGUAGGUCAGAUUCUACUUGUAAUUAUUUAUUCAAGAGCACAUUAUGCAUGUCUAGGAAUGAUGGAGGCAAUGGGGUUUUUAAGUAAUAAUCAACUGAUCGAUUGUCUGAUUAAAAAUAAGAGUGAGCUAGACAAUAUGGAUGCUUGAAUCUGUAAUUUGGUGGCAGAGGCUUUUAGGUUUGAAAGCCUGAUUCUAAAAUCUGGAAGUUGAGUGCAUCAUUCAUUGGUAAGAAUUAUGGACUAUGGUUCAAAAGGUUGGUAAUGCCCAAUUGCCCAUCCUGCCACACUCCCACCCCAACCCCCAUCUUACCUUAAAAAAAGCCUAAACGUGGGGUGCUCGUUAUAAUUGUUUCUUUAAAUGGUAUCUGUUGAGUCAGAUCAGCUAGCCUUCUGGUUCUGUCUUUUGGAAGAAUGCUACGGUUGCUGAGAGGGAUGCUGAAUCCUACUGUGCCGUAGCUUGUGGUGUUGUUCGAGCAUAUAGGGCAUCAUGAGAACUUAUUGUAACAAGGCUUAUAAAGAACAGUAUGCAUAUUAUAAUAUGUCAACUAUCAUUAAAAGCCACAUUUAAGAUUUUAGAA